CAAAAUAUUAUCGAUUGAAAUAAUCGAUAAAUAGGCGUCGUCUGCUACGUAGGGGUUGUCAAGAAAAACAUCAUGGCCUCAGUAGCAGUUUCUAAAGAUUCUCUCGAAUCGGACUCUGACAUUCAUAUUACAUUAGAAGACCAACAGAAAAUCAACCGGUUUGCACGACACAAUGCAAAAUGGGAGGAGCUCAGGGAUGAUCUGAAAAAUAAAAAGGGAGAUCUUCAAAACUUGGAGGAUGCUUCAGAUGAUUUACUCUUGGUUGAUGAUGAAUCAGCUCUGAUUCCUUUCGUUGUAGGUGAAGUGUUUGUUCAUUUCAACAUGGAAGAGGCAAAGGAGAAACUUGAAGAAGCAAAAGACAAAGUGAAAAAAGAUAUUGAAGCCAUCGAAGCUGAAUGCACAAACAUCAAGACUUUGAUGAGCGAUCUGAAGACGCAAUUGUACGCCAAAUUCGGUAAUUCUAUCAACCUAGAAGCCGAAGAGGAAUAAAGAAAACGUCCAAAAUGCUUUCUCCACUAUAAUAAUGAAGAACAAUACAAAAAAGAAAAAAAAAAGUCUUUGAUAGCACUGACAGAAACAAAUUGUCUCUCAAGCCACAAAGAGAAAAGUAAACAACAAAGCUAAAGAAAGUAUUUUUAGCUAGUGUCCCUACUAAAAAUAUCUGCGAAGAAAAUGUAACGCUUGACUUGCACCUCCGCAACGACGCCUCUGCAUCUGGCUACCACUCGGUACCUCUUUAGUUUCGUAGAGGCCAUUCACCGGACGGUUUUCCAGCCUUUCUCUCUCAGUCUCGAGCCCCACGACCUCGUAAAAUAAUCGAUUGUUAUUGCUUAUGUAUUCGUCCGUGUUAACCUCAUUUGGACACGACCUGCAGAGAGGACUAUCGUUGAUACUACCCAAUAGGUUCAGAAGAAUACCAAUCGGAAAUUGUCACUUGACUGACCCAGUGACUUAGUUUUCUCGGCUGUCCAUCACAUGGCCGGUUUUUCAUCAUCCGUAUCGUGCACGUUCAUAAAGUCCUCCCUUCCCGUUAUUGUGCUCAUUACAUCCGUUCGACGGUGGGUUUGCGAAGCUUGUCACGUCAUGACCGUGCCGCCGCUCACUUUUCCCCUGGUCGAGAGGAAAACCCGCAUCGUCCCCCCUCCGGCUGCAGAUGGUAGACACGAAGUUUUAAAAGCAAACAAACAAAAGAAACGAAUGAAUCUACAGGACAGGACGGAAUAUUCCUCUGCUUCUAAAAGCAAUUGAAGAAAAAAGAAUGAGAAGGAAAAUUUUUUAACUAGGCCAAGGAUCGCUGGUACACGUUGUUAUAAGCUAUUUUCAACUUGGGAAUCAUGAGAAACUUUUAGGGUACCUUCACGUUAUUUCAAAAAGGGGGGGGGGGGAACGACGAUGCGUAUGGCACUUUUGCGUUCACUUUCUUUCUUCUAGAGUUAAAAAGAAGAAGAGCCCCCAGAUGCCUUUAUUGCUUUGUUUUCCGAGCUGCGACGUACACAACAGGCAGGAAAAGGUGUGGAUACUCUACACCAUAUCUCUCAUCUUUCUGUCAUCAUCUCCAAGGCUAAGUGAAUUGUUUUUAAUUUCAGAGAAAUAGCACACCACUUGGCCGAUUUAUAUUUCCAUCACACAAUCGAGGCUGCUGGGUAUUUUUCCAAGAGGGAGUAUGAUUGGUGUUGUGUAAGUUUCUUGUGUGUCAAAGGACUUAAAAAAAAGAAAUAACAAGGUGGCAACGCUUGACACCGAUACGUGCUGGCCAUGACUUGCCUACUAUCAUGUACGUCCGAGCGGUUGUUGGCUUCAAACAAAAACAAGGACACGUGUUGCCAGUAAAACGAAACUUGUAUAUUUGGUUAUUUGUAUUUUCUUUUUUGUUUAAUCAAUUUUUGUUUACAGUUUUUAUUGUAGAAGGAAAAC
This is a messenger RNA of Daphnia pulicaria, 1914 nucleotides long. RefSeq names its product prefoldin subunit 4-like (gene Pfdn4). Gene Ontology annotation, biological process: protein folding. The record is from RefSeq and is a predicted model, not a curated record. Bases 73 to 489 code for a protein of 138 amino acids. NCBI's taxonomy places the organism in Eukaryota, Metazoa, Arthropoda, Branchiopoda, Diplostraca, Daphniidae. Gene Ontology annotation, cellular component: prefoldin complex; cytoplasm. The transcript has 4 exons.